CCUCCGUUGCCCACGUGGCCUGGGACGUCAAUUUUUGCAUGGCAGCCUCCAGGAAGCAGUGACAAUCCCAGGCACAGCUGAGCUUGUUACGGGAGAGCAAAGGGCCAACUGGUAUUUGUUCCAUCAAAGGCUAGAGGAAUCAGGACUGGAGGGGAAAGCUACAAAGAGCAGGUAGGAAUAUGAGUCCCAAGAUUACUACAGAGCUGCUCAGGCAGCUGCGACAGGUGAUGAAGAGCUCCAAGUACGUCACAGAGCCCAUCCAAGCCUAUAUCGUGCCGUCCGGAGAUGCACACCAGAGUGAGUACAUCGCGCCCUGUGAUUGCAGACGGGCAUUCAUCUCCGGAUUUGAUGGCUCUGCAGGUACUGCCAUUAUAACCGAGCAAAAAGCAGCCAUGUGGACGGACGGACGCUACUUCCUGCAGGCAGCACAGCAAAUUGAUAGCAACUGGACGCUCAUGAAGAUGGGUCUGAAGGAUACGCCAACUCAGGAGGACUGGCUAGUGAGUGUGCUCCCAGAGGGCUCAAAAGUUGGAGUGGACCCUUUCAUUAUUCCAGCUGAUCAGUGGAAGAGGAUGUCUAAAGCACUGAAGAGUGCCGGCCAUGUACUUGUGCCAGUCAAAGAGAACCUGAUCGAUGCAAUCUGGAUGGAUCGCCCCCAGCGACCCUGCAAACCUCUGAUUACCCUGGACCUGAGUUACACAGGGAUAGGCUGGAAAGAGAAGAUUGCAGCUCUGCGUGCGAAAAUGGUUGAGAGAAAAGUCCUUUGGCUUGUGGUUACAGCCCUAGAUGAGGUAUCUUGGCUGUUUAACCUCCGAGGCUCAGACGUUGAAUACAAUCCAGUAUUUUUUGCUUACGCUGUCAUAGGAACCGAUACAAUCAGGCUGUUUAUCAGUGGCGACCGCAUGGCAGACCCGUCCACGAGGGAACAUCUGCUGCUUGAUUCUUCCCUGGAGGCUGAGUUUAAAAUCCAGGUGGUGCCGUAUGAAUCUGUCCUGACGGAGCUGCAGGCCAUCUGUGUGGGUCUCUCCCCCAAGGAGAAAGUGUGGCUCAGUGACAAAGCCAGCUAUGCCCUGACCGAGGCCAUCCCCAAGGCUCACCGCUACCUCACCCCGUGUACCCCCAUAUGCAUUGCGAAAGCUGUGAAGAACGCAGCUGAAAUAGAAGGCAUGAGAAGAGCACACAUUAAAGAUGCUGUCGCUCUGUGUGAGCUCUUUAAUUGGCUAGAGAAAGAGGUUCCAAAGGGAUCUGUUACUGAAAUAUCAGCUGCGGACAAAGCAGAGGAGUUUCGCAGCCAACAGAACGAUUUUGUCGACUUGAGCUUUGCUACGAUUUCGAGCACGGGUCCGAACGGUGCCAUCAUUCACUACAAGCCGGUUCCUGAGACCAACAGGGCUUUGUCUGGAAAUGAGAUCUACCUCCUGGAUUCUGGUGCUCAGUACAAGGAUGGCACGACAGAUGUGACUCGGACAAUGCAUUUCGGCACCCCAUCGGCUUACGAAAAGGAGUGCUUCACCUACGUCCUGAAGGGUCAUAUAGCUGUGAGUGCAGCCGUCUUCCCUAACGGAACCAAAGGUCACCUUCUGGAUUCUUUUGCCCGCUCUGCAUUGUGGGACUGUGGUUUGGAUUAUCUGCAUGGCACAGGACACGGAGUUGGGUGUUUCCUUAAUGUGCACGAGGGUCCAUGUGGCAUCAGCUACAAAACCUUUGCAGAUGAACCCCUGGAAGCUGGCAUGAUAGUUUCUGAUGAGCCUGGGUAUUAUGAAGAUGAGUCUUUUGGCAUCCGCAUAGAAAAUGUGGUACUCGUGAUCCCUGCCAAAACCAAGUACAACUUCAGUAACAGAGGGAGCCUGACUUUCGAGCCACUAACCCUGGUUCCGAUCCAGACUAAAAUGAUCAAUGUCCCUUUACUGACACAGAAAGAGUGCGACUGGGUGAACGAUUACCACCGGAAAUGCAGGGAGGUGAUCGGGGCAGAACUGAAGAGCCAAGGACGACACGAGGCUCUCCAGUGGCUCCUCAGGGAGACGGAGCCCAUCACCAAAAUGCAUUAAGACCAACUUUUUUUUUAAAAUAAUAACUUUUUACAUGGUGACAGUUAGAAUCAUUCAACCUUAAAAUCCCCCGCCCCUCGUUUUGAAAAAUGAACAUGGAUUGAGGAAGAGCCUUUGAUAACCAUUUGGAAAUAGUGGCGGGAAGCGGGCUUUUUGUUUAGCUUUUGUUUUCCUUUGUGGGGGGACAGGAGCAUUCCCUCUGUGAACAAUUUUUCUGAUAAUGAGCAAAUCUCAAAAGUGAAAUCUUUUGAUUUUGCGGUCCGGGCCUUGCUGAAACAAGCAUUCAAGGAGACAAUAACUGGAGUGUUUUAUACAUUUUGGUUUAUCACUGUGAAAACCCAGUGGUUUUGCAUUCUUGGGUUCCAGUUGCCAAUACACUGCUGACGUUAACUGUUACGCUGAUGAGCCUAUGUUUCUGAUCAGCUAAUAAAAGCUUCAGAGCCCUGAUUUGCUCUGUUGCCUUCAGUCUCUCUGGUCUCUGUCAGAGGUGUAACUGAUUUAAUUGGCCUUUAAACUCAGGGCCAAGCCCAGUCCUCACCCACCAUGGGCUUGAAAUAGACACGCCUUUCCCUGUACUUGGAGUUGGGGCUGGUGUUAAGAAACAUCAUAGGAGUACUCUGCUUUGUGGCAGAUCUCUGCACAGCAUUGCAGACAAAACCCUAGGGAGGUGUGUGCAUGCAAAAGGCCAUGGCUGAACCGCCUGCCCGUAGGCUAUAGUACUGGUCUGUCUACUUCCUAGUGCCGAUCAAUGCAGUAUAUGAUAGUGCAGUGUCAUGGAAUCAUAGCCGUUUCUGUGGUAGGUGUUUAAAGCAAACAGCUAAGGCGGACACAAACCAAACAGGCUUUCACAAUACAUUGUGUUUAUAGCUCAAGUUCCAGCUCAGUCUGACUUUGUGUUAUAUUGACUCCCUGCAGUGAUGUCAUGCUCAGGACACCCAGAACUGUGAGCCACUAUGUUACCCCUCUGCCAUCUCAAGGGAGCACUUUGUUGCUGCUAAGCUCUGUGUCAGCUCUCUGACACACCAGCCUGUCUGCCUUGCCUGCAAACUCUUUGAGACUGUGUGAGUCUAAACCUGGCCUUGCCGGUAAUAAUCAGGGAGCCAGAGUUCCCCAGAGACGUCUCCCUGCAGUGUCCAGUCCCUCUCACUGGACGUGCACAGAAAUGAUUGUUUGCUACAUCCAAAGAGACAGAGCACUCGUCAGCCUAUAAGGUUAGCUGAAGACUCGCAUGUUAUAAUGCAGAGCACUGAGAUGGUUUUGUAAUAAAAUAAGAAUCAGUUUGUUAACAGAGGUUGAGGUGAUACUAAGCAAGAAUAAAAGACAGGUAUGGUUAAAAAUCAACCAAAGCGCACGCUCUAUUGAUUAACAUUUUAUCUUAGCAAGUUGCAAACUUUGCCUAAGCAGUUUUCUUACUGACAUCAAGUUACCAGUAGCCUUAGCCUGCCAGACUAAGAGAUCCAACUUUCAUAGACUCAGGAUCCCCUCAGUGCUGUAUAACUAAAAGGUCCUUUUGCUCCCCUUAUAUUACCCCAAAUCCAGUGUCUCUGCUGCAAGAGUCAAGAAGGCUUCCUAGGGUGCAGAUUCCGUCCCCUAGAGUGAGUGUUAAACUCACUUAAACCUAGGUGUAAAUAGGUAUAUGGGUCCCAAGCCUGUAAAGACAAUAGCUUAGCCAAACUAAGGACAAAGGCCUAAUGACUUGACAUGAGUAACUCAUAUUUGACUCUAUAGCACAGCAUGAGGUUAUAAGUAAGUGUUGCUAAACUGCUGACCAGUAACCACAAGUUGUCAUUUGGUAUCAGCGUUAGCUAUGUUAAGUUAGGAACAUCAGCAGAUGUCUGACCACAAGCAUGACAUAGUAACUAAUUGCUGUAUAUGCUAAUAAACUUGAGGUGAAAGGCCCAGUAACCUCUGGGUACGGUUAAGAUCCUGUCCUGGGUAUUUUUAGUAAAAGUCAGGGACAGGUCGUGGGCAAUAAA
This is a messenger RNA of Chelonoidis abingdonii (Abingdon island giant tortoise), 4027 nucleotides long. RefSeq names its product X-prolyl aminopeptidase 1 (gene XPNPEP1). Gene Ontology annotation, molecular function: metalloaminopeptidase activity. The record is from RefSeq and is a predicted model, not a curated record. Lineage: Eukaryota; Metazoa; Chordata; Testudines; Testudinidae.